UUGAUGCUAUGGGGAGUGUUUAGAGAAGAACCUGUCCGUCUUGUUCCAUUCCCCAUCCACUUUCCAGUCAGAGAAGAGGAGCUUCUCACUUCAGCCAGAGAGACUCAGCAUUCGCAUACAUUGAUGGCAGCAGCAGUACAGGUCUGUGCUUGCUUCCUCCUCGUGGGGCUUCUUAUAGAGGCAAGUGGAAAGACUCCAGAUGUGCAGAUAACCUGUCUAUUCUCUGAGAACUGCGUCCUGCCCUGUAGCUUUAUACCCACUGGCGGUGAGGAGAUCCAGUGGUUCAGGCAAGAUGUUCUUGUCUACAGCCAUCCACAGAGUAGUGACCAGCCCAGUGAGCAGUUUGAGGGCAGGGCAUCAAUGUCCAUCCAGCAGCUUGCCCUUGGCAAUGCCUCUGUCCUCCUGCAGCGCUGUGGGCCGCAGGACAGGGGGCGCUACAGGUGCCGAGUGGUCAAGGGCAAAGAGAAGAAUGAGUCCUUUGUCAUAGUGAAAGUGGAAGCCCCUAUCCACUCAGUAAAUAUAGACAUCACUCGUCUAAGUGGCUUUGAGGAGGUAAAGUGCUCCACUCAGGACGUCUACCCUGCUCCUCGUGUGUCAUGGUCUACUGAACCACCCACACCUUCAGACAAACUGACACCCAACACCCGCAUAAUGGCCAACGAACAGGGCCUCUACGCAGUGGAGAGUAAACUGAAGAGACUGAAAAAUCACUCCGACUUCACCUACAUCUGCACCAUUAACUCAUCUUACUCUGCUCAGACCUGGAGAACAUCACUGAAGGAGACAGUCAUCAACAAAGUUAUCCUCACAUCGAAAUCACACUCAUUCUUUGAGUGGGCAGAAAUCAGCUCUGCUGAGGGUAAGGACCUCACCAUUCCUUGCAAGGCACCAUGGGUCAUGCAAAACUUCACAAUGACCUGGACCUUCAAACUGUCCAGAGCAAAUGAGCCCACUGUCAUCUGCACUUACGACAGCAAGACACAGCUCAUGUCCAACCAGUGGGAAGGCAGGGCCUGGGUGGAUGCAAGGACGGUGCAAACGGGGACUGCAUCCCUACGGCUCCUCAACCCUCAGAGUGUGGAGCACACAGGCACGUACACCUGCAUCAUCACAGGCCUGCAGAGGAGACACGAAGGACAGACGGCGGUCAACAUCACUUCACCUGCACGUGAAAGUGAGAGGAUGGAGGUGAAAAUGGAGAGCUCUACACUGUGGUGGGUUCCUGCUGUCGUAAUCGUCAUACUUGCUAUCACUGCAGCAUUUAUAGUAGGAAUACUGAAACUAAAAGAUGACUGUUCACAUUCAAAUAACGCUCGAGAGGCCAGAGAUUCACGUCAGGUUGGAGUGACUGUUACAGACAGUGAAGCUAUAUCUGAAGGCAGCCAUUUAAGAGCUGAUCCAACCAAUGAGCAAGAAAUGAAAGAUGUGCACUGAAGAAGCGCUGUGGUUAAACCAUCCUCCAUCUCCAACCACCAUGGACUGUCACCUUCUAAAGGCAAACAACUGAUGAAAGACAAUCUCAGUUUCUCUCAACACUCAAUUUCAUGUGCACAGGCUUCUCUUUUCACAUUUUAUCUUGGGAUUUCGGCCUUUCUUCAAACUUGGAUGGACAUUAUAAGCGCCAUAAUGACCACCUGUUAUCAUUAAAAAGGACAUAUAGUGACCUUAAUGUAAAGAACUGCUCCUAUGAAACAUCAAAAGCUGUUUGACUGCUAAUGACUUCCUCUUGUGGAGAAUUUUUAGCCUGCUAAAUGUGAGUGAGUGAGUGAAUGAGGGAGUUACAAGCAUAGUCAAUGACUUUUAAGAUGCAUUAUAACACAUCUAAAAUAUCCACAGAGCAAAAUCUUAGUAAAUCAGUGGCAACAUUUCACAAAAAAAACUAGCUUAUAGCAGAGUGACAUCACAAAUGCUAAAAACAUUCUUCGACAAUUUUAUCAUUAUUGUGAUAAAUGAUGUUACAAUAUGCAUUUCUAAGUAUAUCAUGGAUAAUACCAGAAAAUAAUAAACACAAACCAACUGCAUGUGUCAUUACAAAGAGUGCAUAAUUAGUGCUGUUUAAUUGGAUUUAGAGCAGGGGGCGCUGAGAUGAGGCCUUUUCAAACAUGAGGUGCGCCAUGUCAGUAAACACAAGACAGCAAUUUAAGAUAAUAUGAAAGACAGAUGUCCCAUAAACUCUGAACUGACCGCUCUCCGACUCUCAGCUCUCAGAGCGCUGCAGCUCUCCACUCAUUCUCCUGUUUCUAAAAGACAUUAACCUAGAAAAAAACCACAGACAUUAAUGUUGAUGACCCUCUAGAAUCGCCCGUCACUGAUUAACAAGGCCAUCAUUAGAGGACUGAAAAGUGGUGAUGAUUCUAGGGGUUCAAAGUUUGAGGGGGGCUCACAGUAGGAUGUGUGCAUUAACUUGUAUGAAUGUAUGAUGUAUGAAUGAAUGUAUGCUAUAGAUAAUAUAAAGUAUAAUGUAUGAGUGAAUGUAUAAUACAAUAAAGUUACCGUAAUAAACCCAUAAAUCAUGUAAUGUCACUGAAAGUAGUUUCAGUUUCUUAUACAUGAGCUCCUUCUCGCCUCUAAAAAAAAAAAAAAUUCAGUCCUAGGCCGGAAGUUCUCAUGAAUUUCAAAAGCGUUUAUAACAGGGGUCAUCAAAUAGAUCUGACAUGGGGCCAAACUUCAUUUUCACAUGGCAUCAGAGUGAAAAUCUGAUGAAUGAAUGCCUACGUGCUGAUCAUAAAAACCUGUCUUACUGUACUGAAUAAGAUCACAGAAGAGCUUGUCUGAUUUCUCUUGUACUUUUGUAUAGCUCCCUUGGUCGACACAAAUUUUAUGUCAAAUUUCAAUAUUAAAUCUUAAAAUAAUUAUUUUUUAUAUUUGUGAAAAUAAAGCGGUAUUUUUAA
Messenger RNA from Colossoma macropomum (tambaqui), 2891 nucleotides. It is a transcript of the gene hhla2b.1, whose product is annotated as HERV-H LTR-associating 2b, tandem duplicate 1. The record is from RefSeq and is a predicted model, not a curated record. NCBI's taxonomy places the organism in Eukaryota, Metazoa, Chordata, Actinopteri, Characiformes, Serrasalmidae. The transcript is spliced from 8 exons. Gene Ontology annotation, cellular component: external side of plasma membrane. The coding region runs from base 4 to 1434 and encodes 476 amino acids. Gene Ontology annotation, biological process: cellular response to lipopolysaccharide; negative regulation of T cell proliferation; immune response.